AGGCCACCUCCCGUCACAAGUGUGUCUCAGACCGCAGACAUGACCAGCGACCUCGUCCACGUCCUGCUGGGGGUCGUCAGCCUCACCCUCCUACACACAGGAACUGAGGCCCAGAUGUGUGAAGUCAUCACCAUCAUCCGAGAGACUCAGAAUAGCUAUGACUGCAACUUCACCGCCCAGACCAUCAUCCCUAUGAAUGGUCUCGACCUCGUCUUCGGGUUCGACGUUGCCCCGACCGGCGUGUCUUUCUGGGAUGGCGGCAAAGAGGUUAUAGACUCCACCCACUACAAGUUCACCAACGAUAAGUUCUUCGAGACGGGACUGUACGUGGCAGAGCACUUCCAGGUGACUUACGACGGCGAGAAGCCCAACAUCAUCAGUAUUGAGCUGGCCGGGUACGAAGUCUGUGAUGGCACGCUUGGCUGGACCACCGAUGCUCCCUUCACUAACCCUUGUGAGCCAACAGGCAUGGGGAAAUACGACUACGCCCAGGCUCUGUGUGAGUCCUUCUUGUUCUACGAGGCUCAAAGGUCAGGAAAAUUACCAAAGGACCAACGAGUUGAACCCUGGAGGUGGGACUCUGCCAUGGACGACGGUGCUGAUGUGGGCCAUAACCUUACUGGCGGCUACUACGACGCUGGUGACCACGUCAAGUUCGGCUUCCCGAUGGCCUACACAGCCACCGUCCUGGCCUGGGGACUCAUAGACUUUGCUGAAGGAUACGAGGCAGCUGGUCAGACGGACUACGGUCGUGCGGCCGUCAAGUGGGCCACUGACUACUUCCUCAAGGCCCACACCGCUGAGUACGAACUGUACGGCCAGGUUGGCUCUGGAAACAUAGACCACAGCUUCUGGGGACGCCCUGAGGACAUGCAUAUGGAGCGACCCGCCUAUAAGAUCGACAAAGAAGCUCCAGGAACUGAAUUGGCUUGUGAGACCGCCGCCGCCCUCGCUGCUGCCUCCCUCGUCUUCAAGAAGGCUAACCCCGACUACUCGGCUGAGAUGUUGGAGGUGGCCAAGGAGCUCUAUGCCUUCGGCGACGAGUACCGUCUGGAGUACCACAAGUCCAUCCCUGACGCUGCUGACUUCUACAGGUCGUGGAGCGGGUACGGAGACGAGCUGCUGUGGGGCGCACUGUGGCUGUACCGCGCCACAGGAGACGACACCUACCUCACCAAGGCUCAGGAGGCCUGGGAUGAGUUUAACCUGGCAGAAGGCGCGCUGCAGUUCUCCUGGGACGACAAGAAGGCUGGCGCCUAUGCGCUGGGCUCGAUGGUGGACCCAGACAACACUAUGUACGCUGAUGCCCUGAAGGCCUUCCUGGAGUACCUGAAGAACGACGCCAAGUACACUCCAGGCGGCCUUAUCUUCCUGGACCCGUGGGGCUCCAACCGUCACGCCGGCAACGUUGCCUUCAUUUCUCUCUGGGCGGCCAAGUACGGAGACCCAGCAGACGCGGACGCCAACAGGGAGUGGGCUGAGGGCCAGAUCGGUUACAUCCUGGGUGACUUCGGUCACUCCUUCGUCGUGGGCUUUGGUGUAGACCCUCCCUCACACCCCCACCACCGCUCCAGCUCCUGCCCGAUACCACCAGAUUCCUGCCUUAACAACCAAUGGGGUCAGAACCAGCCGGGACCCAACCCUCACACCCUCUACGGCGCCGUCGUCGGUGGACCAGAUUCGGGUGACGGCUACACCGACAAGCGCAUGGACUUCCAGCACAACGAGGUGGCCUGUGACUACAAUGCCGCCUACACUGGGUGUCUGGCCGCCAUUAUCGAGAGUAAAUAAAUAAUGAAGCUCUUUGUCCACUGAUUUAUUUAAUUAUUUUGUCAUUUUAUUACUUACACUUCCAAUUCGUCUUUAUUUUUUCCAUAAUAAAUACACGAGAAAAUAAA
Homarus americanus (American lobster) is the source of this 1898-nucleotide messenger RNA. RefSeq names its product endoglucanase E-4-like. Lineage: Eukaryota; Metazoa; Arthropoda; Malacostraca; Decapoda; Nephropidae. Gene Ontology annotation, molecular function: hydrolase activity, hydrolyzing O-glycosyl compounds. The record is from RefSeq and is a predicted model, not a curated record. The coding region runs from base 40 to 1791 and encodes 583 amino acids. Gene Ontology annotation, biological process: carbohydrate metabolic process. The transcript has 15 exons.